Molecule: messenger RNA, 1311 nt
Organism: Indicator indicator
Lineage: Eukaryota; Metazoa; Chordata; Aves; Piciformes; Indicatoridae
Gene: MXRA8
Product: matrix remodeling associated 8
Exons: 10
Coding region: 1-1311 (436 amino acids)
Biological process (GO): establishment of glial blood-brain barrier; cell adhesion
Cellular component (GO): cell surface; membrane
Source: RefSeq, a predicted model, not a curated record
AUGGAGCAGCUAACAAAACUCCUCCUGUGGCAGAUUUUGCUUCAGCAAAGUUCUGUUCAUUCAUAUUCAGUCCCAGCUGAUGCCUCCAACCCAGCCAGCGUGGUAGUGUCAGUGUCCAACAUCAGUGCUGCCCUGGGCUCCCAGGCCGUGCUGCCCUGCAAGAGUCACCGCAUGGUGUGGACCCAGGACCGGCUCAACGACCGCCAGCGCGUGGUCCACUGGGAUGUGCUCAGCACCUACUAUGGAGACAACAAGAUGGAGAGGCUCUGUGACAUGUACUCAGCUGGAGAUCAGCGUGUCUACAGCUCCUACAACCAGGGCAGGAUCCUCAUGCCCCAGAACGCCUUCGCGGAUGGCAACUUCUCCUUGGUGAUCAAAGGUGUUGCAGAGAGUGAUGAAGGCAUCUACUCUUGUAAUCUUCACCAUCACUACUGCCACUUAUAUGAAACUGUGAAAAUCCAGCUAAGUGUCACCAAGGAAGCCGAGGCCGCCAGCGAGUACUGGGAUGGGGAGAAGCCUGUGAUUGUCGCCCUGGAGGGCAGCACAGUGACGCUGCCCUGCGUCAACCGGAACCACAUCUGGACGGAGCGGCACAGCGAGGAGGAGCAGCAGGUGGUGCACUGGGACAGGCAGCCCCCGGGGGUCCCUCACGACCGUGCCGACCGCCUGAUCGAUCUGUAUGCCUCGGGCGAGCGCCGCUCCUACGGCCCCCUCUUCAUCCGCCAGAAGAUGAACGUCACUGGCGCCGCCUUCGCCCUGGGGGACUUCUCCCUGCGGAUUUCACAGCUGGAGAGCGCGGACGAGGGCACUUACUCCUGCCACCUGCACCACCACUACUGCGGCCUGCACGAGCGCAGGAUCUACCAAGUGUCUGUGACCCAGCCGGCUGGAGAGAAGAAGGUGCUGGUGAACCUCACCAAUCACAUUGCCCCAGCCCUGGAUCCAAAUGUUGUCAGGGGCCACAAUGUCAUAAAUGUCAUCAUUCCUGAGAGCCGGAUGCACUUCUUCCAGCAGCUGGGCUACAUCCUGGCAACUCUGCUGCUCUUCAUCAUCCUCCUCAUCGUCGUCGUCCUCAUCACCCGCAAGCGCCGGCAGAGAGGUUAUGAGUACAACGUGAAGAAAUAUGGAGAGAAGGAUGUAAACCUCAAAGAAUUUACAGUUGACACCACAGAUCUGACUCACCAGAAAAGUGAAGACAUCAGGCUGGAUUACAAAAACAACAUCCUGAAGGAGAAGGCUGAGCAAGCCAGAAGCUUCCCAGCAAAGAACAUCGAUUUAGACAAAGAUUUCAGGAAGGAAUACUGUAAAUGA